Messenger RNA from Xyrauchen texanus (razorback sucker), 2562 nucleotides. It is a transcript of the gene hikeshi, whose product is annotated as heat shock protein nuclear import factor hikeshi. Gene Ontology annotation, molecular function: nuclear import signal receptor activity; Hsp70 protein binding. The transcript has 5 exons. Gene Ontology annotation, biological process: protein import into nucleus. The record is from RefSeq and is a predicted model, not a curated record. The coding region runs from base 160 to 753 and encodes 197 amino acids. Lineage: Eukaryota; Metazoa; Chordata; Actinopteri; Cypriniformes; Catostomidae. Gene Ontology annotation, cellular component: nucleus; cytosol.
GUCAGAGGUUGCGCUUUUGGAAGUUUCUAGCAAUGAGAAUCAUGUGAGAUAUUAAAGUUUUGUACUUUUUCAAGUGUCUACAGAUAUAUCUGCAUUAGCUGUGUUCGGAAGAUCAGCGGCUCUUUAUUUAUCGAAUGAGUUUCUUCAGUAAAUGUAAAGAUGUUCGGCUGUUUAGUCGCUGGAAGACUGGUGCAAACGGAUGUGCAGCAGGUCGCUACUGAUAAGUUCGUGUUUAAUUUACCAGACUAUGAGAAUGUGAAUCAUGUGGUGGUGUUUAUGUUGGGUACAGUGCCCUUCCCGGCGGGCAUGGGUGGUGCUGUGUACUUCUCUUUUCCUGAUCCCUCUGUGGGACAGGUGUGGCAGCUGUUGGGCUUCAUCACCAAUGAGAAACCCAGUGCCAUAUUCAAGAUCUCUGGUCUGAAAGCUGGUGAAGGUGGAGCUCAUCCGUUUGGAAUGAUGGGGGUUCCUCAGGCUCCAUCAGUCGCUCAGGUCGGAGUUUCUGUGGAGGCUUUAGAUCUGCUCGCACAACAAACACCGGUAUCUAAUGCAACUGUUUCCACAGUGGACUCAUUUACACAGUUCACACAGAAGAUGUUGGAGAGCUUGUACAACUUCACGUCCUCGUUUGCCCUGUCACAAUCACAGAUGACACCAAACCCUUCAGAGAUGUACGUUCCUGCGAGCUCCAUCCUCAAAUGGUAUGAAAACUUUCAGAGGCGAAUGAUGCAGAACCCGAACUUCUGGAAGACUUGACAUGCUUCUCUUUUAUUUAACAGUUUGACACAUUUCCUCAUUCAGGAGCAUUUAAUCAUUCAUUUAAUCUUCAUUUUUAUCAUUGAUGAGGACUUUCAUUUGUACUUGAGAAUUGUGUUUGUCUAUAAACUUUGCUGAUUGUUCACUUGUUAUCUGAAGAUAAACUGCUGAACGCAAAAUAAACACAAUCUUUGACAUAUUUGAUGAAAAUACUGUAUAUUGAGUGCUAUUGUUUUUAUUUUUCCAAUCUACACUAAUGUGGUUUAAAAACACUGUCAGUGAGAAAUUCCCUCUCAGUAAUCCUCAUUCAUGUUCAACAUGUCUGACUGAUUUCGGAAAUACAAUAUUUCAUAUUUAAUAGUCUUGAGCGAUAGGAAUCCUGACAUCUUGCCAAAUGAGUUCUUGUUUAUAUCUACUGUGUGUGUUCAAAUAACGAUAAUACAGAAACAUUUCAAAUAAAAAGUUCUCAUUUAUGCACGUGUGUAUUUCCUAUAAUAACCGAUAAGUGAUGUCACCGCGUCGAGUGUCUUUAGAAACAGAUUUAUGGAAAUGAUCAUGUUAAAAAUAAAUCUUUAGCCUGUGUUAACUUCUUGUUACUGUAUGCUUGUAAACAAGUUUAAUUAUUAUUCACUUCAGUAGUAAUUUCAGUACUUGAAUGAUGUUUUAAUAUCAUUAAAUUGAAAUGUGUGAAGAUGCUUACGCUCAUCUGACGACUCUCUGAUGACGGUUAAUUCAUAUUCAAAUUAUCAAAUAAAUCAAAUAUAUGAAAUAUUCUGUCAUAUUAGUCACAACAACACUGGAAGAACGUUAGAGGACAAUGAUCUUUAGGGUUAUGACCAUUCACGUUUGUGUUGAAUAAAAAUAUUCUAUUACAGAAAUACAGCUGAUGGUUUAAUUCCUGGCAGAUAUUGAUCAUAUUUGGGUGUAAGUGUUUCAAUGAGAGACUUGUGAAGGUAAGAACAGUUACAGUGCCAUAGCACAAUGCCAGCAGUGGAGUCAUUCAGGUUCCUGGGCACUACCAUCUCACAGGACCUGAAGUGGGACACCCACAUUGACUCCAUUGUGAAAAAGGCCCAGCAGAGGUUGUACUUCCUUCACAGUUGAGUAAGAUCAACCUGCCACAGGUGCUGCUGAUCCAGUUUCACUCAGCAGUCAUUGAGUCAUCUGUUCUCAAUAACUGUCUGGUUUGGUGCAGCUAUGAAAUCGGACAUCAGAAGACUACAUUAGGACAGUCCGGACUGCUGAGAGGGUUAUUGGUUGCCCCACUCCAGGCUGGUAAAAUCACUCUGGACCCCCCUGACCCAGCCCAAUACCUUUCUGAACUGUUGCCCUCUGGACGACGAUACAGCACAGAACAAUCAGGCACAGGAACAGUUUUACCCCUCAGGUUAUCCAUGAACAGUUCAAACUGCCACAUUGAACAAUAAUCAUGUGCAAUUCACAGUUUAGUGUAUUUAUAUUUAUCCAACAUAUCCUCUUCUGCAUUACAUUCCCUUGUGCUGUAUAUAACAGAUUAGUAUUUUAAUUUGCACUACGUAUGUCUGUGUGUGUAUAUAUAUACUGUCUUAUUGUAUAUUCUAUAUAUUCUUUAUUUUCUAUUACAUUUUUAUUUCAUUCUGUUUGUAUUUUAUUUUUUUAUAUAUUUUUCUAUGAUCAUCUCUGUCUUGUUGUUGUAUUGUUUGUGCACUGGAAGCUUCUGUCACCAGGACAAAUUCCUCGUAUGUGUGAGAAUACUUAACAAUAAAGAUGAUUGUGAUUAAUCUAAUAUAUCCUACAGUCUGCAGGUCACAAACAACCAAUUAAAUAGUG